AAGAGGAAAAAAAUCUGGCCAGCUUUUUUCAAGAUUCGCUUUUUUUUUAUUUUUUAACUCUUCGAUUUCUAUCUCGUUCUGGUGAAUUUCGCGGAGGAUUUGGUUGAGUUUUUGAUGAUUUCUCCUCAAAAUUUUGCAGCAUUGAAGCCAGGAAUUCAAUCCCAGCACUUGAUUCUCCGGGGCAAUUGGUUAUUGGCAUUGAUUGUUGAUGUUUUAUCGCGGAAUUGGAAGGUUGUGUGAAUUGGAAUCUUUGAUAGUUUGAUUGCCGAAGUGAUGAAAAAGGGUUGGUGAAUGUAGACAUUAUUGGUAGAAUAUUCGAUUGUAGGUUUUUUUUAAUUGGAUUUUUUUAUUCCAAGCUUCCAAUUUGGAGAUAGAUUGAUGUUGAAGAGAAAGGGCGGAUUUUGAGGCUAAUAGUUAGCAGUGAUUGGGAUUUCAUACCUAAUCGAAUUGAAGAAUCGCAUUCCUUUCGCUGGGAUUGGAUUGUGAAAGGAUUUGUAGCUUGUUUUAGAAAAAGUUAUUUGUUUUUUUUUUUUUAAGGUUAAUUUGCAAUCAGGAGUUGCGUUUAGGUUAAUCAGAGAGAGUUGGAUACCAAUUAGGUGGUUUUUGAUCGGAAGUUGGUUCUUUUCAUUCAUUUUUGGAUCAUGGAGCAUGUCAUUGGUGGAAAAUUUAAGCUUGGCAGGAAGAUUGGAAGCGGAUCAUUUGGCGAGUUGUAUGUUGGUGUUAACAUACAGACGGGAGAAGAAGUGGCCAUCAAGCUGGAACCAGUUAAAACAAAGCACCCUCAGCUUCAUUAUGAAUCAAAAUUGUAUAUGCUUCUUCAAGGAGGAACUGGAAUCCCCCAUCUAAAGUGGUUUGGUAUGGAGGGAGAGUAUAAUGCUAUGGUGAUUGAUCUCCUUGGGCCAAGCCUGGAAGACUUGUUCAACUACUGCAAUCGAAAGUUCACAUUGAAAACUGUUUUAAUGCUCGCCGAUCAGUUAAUAAACCGUGUUGAAUAUAUGCAUUCACGGGGCUUUCUUCAUCGUGAUAUUAAACCAGACAACUUCCUUAUGGGUCUAGGGCGUAGAGCAAAUCAGGUUUACAUCAUUGAUUAUGGUCUUGCAAAAAAGUAUAGAGACCUUCAAACACAUAAGCACAUACCAUACAGGGAGAACAAAAACCUCACAGGAACAGCACGCUAUGCAAGUGUUAAUACCCAUCUUGGGGUUGAACAAAGCAGGAGAGAUGAUUUGGAAUCUCUUGGUUAUGUGUUCAUGUAUUUUUUGAGAGGAAGCCUUCCCUGGAUGGGUUUGAAAGCUGGCACUAAAAAGCAGAAGUAUGAUAAGAUAAGCGAGAAGAAAAUGCUUACUCCAGUAGAGGCACUAUGCAAGUCAUAUCCUUCAGAAUUCAUCUCAUACUUUCAUUAUUGUCGAUCCUUGAGAUUUGAGGACAAGCCAGAUUAUUCUUAUUUGAAGAGGCUUUUCCGAGAUCUCUUCAUACGAGAAGGCUAUCAGUUUGAUUAUGUAUUUGAUUGGACAGUAUCAAAAUACCCACAAAUCAGUACUAAUGCAAGGGCACGGCUCGGUGGAAGAACAAGUGGCAUGGUAGGAUCAUCAGCAGGAAGGGAUGAAAAAGCUACAGUUGGAGAUGAGAUUCGCGAUAAGUUCUCAGGUGCAGUUGAAGCAUUUGCUAAAAGAAACAGUUCCGGUUCUGGUCAUCAUGGUGAUAAUAAUUCAAAGCAUAGAAUUCAUGAAGAUUCACCAAUAUCUUCUAAAGAUGAUUCUCGCAAUGCCGGAACUUCAAAGCGGGCUGUCAUUUCAACCAGUCGUCUGAGUUCUGGUGAACACAGCGAGCAACAGUUCAGUCGGACAAGCCGGCUUGUCUCGAGUGGCGCCAGCCGUUCAUCAAAUGUCCAAAAGGUUUAUCAGUCUGCACAUGAAUCUGGUUCUUCAUCUCUCUCGCGCAAUACUGCAACCCGAGUGUCUCAUGAUGAUCCUCUCCGCAACUUUGAGCUUCUAUCCAUCGGCGCAGACAAAAGAAAGUGAAAUCGAAAGAAACAAAUUGCCGGUAAAAGACUGAGUAUUUCAUUUGUUGGUGAAUUCAUGUCCAUGCUGUUUUAUCUGCUUCAUGCUGAUAUAGGUGAUAUAUGCCGAUAAACCUGAAUACGAUACACCGCCGUUUACUUAUGUAGAUAAGAUCAAUCAUUUUAUAUAUGAUCAAGAUGAACAGCAAUUCAAUCAUAGUUUAGAUGCAAAUUGUGGUCAUGGCUUCAUCUCAUUGGAGAUGGAAAGAACUUGUAAUUAAAUCUCUUAUAGAAAGGACAAAAGUUCUUCUGGAUAUAUAUUGUUCAUAUGAUGCUUCUCAUUUGAAUAAAAAGAACAAUUCUUGAUA
Molecule: messenger RNA, 2367 nt
Organism: Dioscorea cayenensis subsp. rotundata (Guinea yam)
Lineage: Eukaryota; Viridiplantae; Streptophyta; Magnoliopsida; Dioscoreales; Dioscoreaceae
Product: casein kinase 1-like
Exons: 14
Coding region: 642-2021 (459 amino acids)
Biological process (GO): signal transduction; peptidyl-serine phosphorylation; endocytosis
Cellular component (GO): cytoplasm; nucleus
Molecular function (GO): ATP binding; protein serine/threonine kinase activity
Source: RefSeq, a predicted model, not a curated record